ACUCUUAAGGUUCCGAUCACAGACUGCGGAGUGGGUCAGGGGCUGCGAGGGCUGCCCCAAGUCCUACCGGGUUUGCACGGGCGCGCCCGGCUCCGCCCGCAAGUGCGCCUUCCUGACUUACUGCUGGGUGCGCGGGGCUGGGGGUGCGAGUACCACCCCUGAAGUCUCUUCCUGGGCGACCUCCGGGGCCUCAUUCUAGGCCUCCUUAAAGAGAAGGAUCUAAAUUAGGAAAAGGAAGUGCCCUUAUCCACGACCAAGCUCUUCCACCUGCGGAGCUCGCUUAGUCUGCACCUCAACCGUGCGGAAAGUGACUGCCCUGUUUACUGAGGAAAAACUGGGGCUCAGAAAGAUACCAUGGAGUAGUUUGAAACAGGAACAAAAUCUUCUGAAAGCUCGGAGCAGAAGCCUUUUUGGUCAACAUGGAGGAAAAAAGACGGCGAGCCCGAGUUCAGGGAGCCUGGGCUGCCCCUGUUAAAAGCCAGGCCAUUGCUCAGCCAGCUACCACUGCUAAGAGCCAUCUCCACCAGAAGCCUGGCCAGACCUGGAAGAACAAAGAGCAUCAUCUCUCUGACAGAGAGUUUGUGUUCAAAGAACCUCAGCAGGUAGUACGUAGAGCUCCUGAGCCACGAGUGAUUGACAGAGAGGGUGUGUAUGAAAUCAGCCUGUCACCCACAGGUGUAUCUAGGGUCUGUUUGUAUCCUGGCUUUGUUGACGUGAAAGAAGCUGACUGGAUAUUGGAACAGCUUUGUCAAGAUGUUCCCUGGAAACAGAGGACUGGCAUCAGAGAGGAUAUAACUUAUCAGCAACCAAGACUUACAGCAUGGUAUGGAGAACUUCCUUACACUUAUUCAAGAAUCACUAUGGAACCAAAUCCUCACUGGCACCCUGUGCUGCGCACACUAAAGAACCGCAUUGAAGAGAACACUGGCCACACCUUCAACUCCUUACUCUGCAAUCUUUAUCGCAAUGAGAAGGACAGCGUGGACUGGCACAGUGAUGAUGAACCCUCACUAGGGAGGUGCCCCAUUAUUGCUUCACUAAGUUUUGGUGCCACACGCACAUUUGAGAUGAGAAAGAAGCCACCACCAGAAGAGAAUGGAGACUACACAUAUGUGGAAAGAGUGAAGAUACCCUUGGAUCAUGGGACCUUGUUAAUCAUGGAAGGAGCGACACAAGCUGACUGGCAGCAUCGAGUGCCCAAAGAAUACCACUCUAGAGAACCGAGAGUGAACCUGACCUUUCGGACAGUCUAUCCAGACCCUCGAGGGGCACCCUGGUGACGUCAGAGCUUUGAGAGAGAAGCUUCACUGAAACGGAGCAAACCUUCCACUGAGAAGCCACUUCAAGAGGCUGGUGCUGCUAGAUCUCAUGAUGUGGCUGUUGGGAAGAUGGUGGGGUUUGUUUGCCAGCUUGGAGUCCUAUUAAAUGAAAGCCAGCAACUCAUGUUGGUAAUAGGUCUACUGUGGGAACAGUUAUCCCUAACCACAGCUCAAAAUCGCUAUCAUCUUUAGGCAAAUUAAAAUCUAUGUGGCAGUGCUCAUGGA
Messenger RNA from Homo sapiens (human), 1544 nucleotides. It is a transcript of the gene ALKBH3, whose product is annotated as alkB homolog 3, alpha-ketoglutarate dependent dioxygenase. Gene Ontology annotation, molecular function: oxidative RNA demethylase activity; dioxygenase activity; broad specificity oxidative DNA demethylase activity. Lineage: Eukaryota; Metazoa; Chordata; Mammalia; Primates; Hominidae. The record is from RefSeq and is marked validated. Gene Ontology annotation, cellular component: cytoplasm; nucleus. Gene Ontology annotation, biological process: DNA repair; DNA alkylation repair. The coding region runs from base 420 to 1280 and encodes 286 amino acids. The transcript is spliced from 10 exons.